Capsella rubella is the source of this 1192-nucleotide messenger RNA. Its product is annotated as protein BASIC PENTACYSTEINE1. Gene Ontology annotation, cellular component: nucleus. NCBI's taxonomy places the organism in Eukaryota, Viridiplantae, Streptophyta, Magnoliopsida, Brassicales, Brassicaceae. Gene Ontology annotation, biological process: response to ethylene. Bases 124 to 978 code for a protein of 284 amino acids. The record is from RefSeq and is a predicted model, not a curated record. Gene Ontology annotation, molecular function: sequence-specific DNA binding; DNA-binding transcription factor activity. The transcript has 2 exons.
GGUUUCUCUUUCCUCUCUCUUUCCCAAUCUCUCUCUCUCUCUCAGGUUUCUCUCUCCAGGAAGGUCAAAAAAAUUCCUUAAAGAGCCGUUUAGACCAAACUCCCUCCUCAUCUUAUAAUCUCAAUGGAUGAUGAUGGAUUUCGCAAUUGGGGAUACUAUGAGCCAGCGGCUGCUACGUUCAAAGGUAAUCUUGGUUUGCAGCUUAUGUCUUCCAUUGACCGGAACACUAAACCGUUCUUACCUGGACGUGAAUCGAAUCUAAUGAUCGGUUCAAAUGGUUCGUAUCAUCCUCGAGAGCACGAGGCCUCAAUGCCUAUGAACUAUAGCUGGAUUAACCAACCAAAGGACAACAAGUUCUUCAACAUGUUACCUAUAAGCACUCCAAAUUACAGUAAUGUAAUGUCCGACACAUCUGGUUCGAAUUCGAUGCAGAUGAUGCAUCAGCCGGUUGUUAACACAUCGCGGUUUGAGGAAAACCCGGCUCCUCCUCCUCGCGAAGAUGAAAUCGUUCAGCCUAGUAAGAAGAGAAAGAUGAGAGGCAGCAUCUCAUCACCAACAGUACCGAAAGCGAAGAAGCCGCGUAAGCCGAAAGAGGAGAGCGGUGCUACCAACAAUGUUCAUCAGCAGCGUGUGAAACCGGCUAAGAAGAGUGUUGAUCUUGUGAUUAAUGGAGUGAGUAUGGAUAUUUCUGGUCUUCCUGUACCGGUCUGCACUUGCACUGGAACUCCUCAGCAAUGCUACCGUUGGGGAUGCGGGGGAUGGCAAUCCGCUUGUUGCACAACGAACAUUUCCAUGUAUCCUUUACCGAUGAGUACUAAGCGACGCGGUGCAAGGAUUUCAGGUAGGAAGAUGAGUCAAGGCGCGUUUAAGAAGGUCCUUGAGAAGUUAGCAACAGAAGGUUAUAGCUUUGGGAAUUCCAUUGAUUUGAAGAGUCAUUGGGCUAGACAUGGAACCAAUAAGUUCGUCACGAUCAGAUAAGUUUGGAAAAAACUCAAAUGUUUCUCCUCUCUGAUCGUGUAUAUAAAACAAACUGUGACCUAUGUUUUCCUUCUUCUUCUUUUUCAAGGUAACUUCUUCGUUUUAGGGUUUGAUCAUAUCUUAAUUCAUACAUUCUUAAUGUUCUGUUUUUUUUUUCUUUGUUUGAAGAUUUCUUGGAGAAAAUCUGUAGGAAACAAAAAUCGUUGGUUCUUUU